This is a messenger RNA of Setaria italica (foxtail millet), 1853 nucleotides long. Its product is annotated as glutathione synthetase, chloroplastic. Lineage: Eukaryota; Viridiplantae; Streptophyta; Magnoliopsida; Poales; Poaceae. Bases 332 to 1672 code for a protein of 446 amino acids. Gene Ontology annotation, cellular component: cytosol. The record is from RefSeq and is a predicted model, not a curated record. Gene Ontology annotation, molecular function: glutathione synthase activity; ATP binding; glutathione binding. Gene Ontology annotation, biological process: glutathione biosynthetic process. The transcript is spliced from 12 exons.
CUGAUCUGCAAACCAAACCAGAGCGAGGCCUUAGGUUGCAAUUGCAGUUACCCCUUCCACGAACUGCCAAACUCUGCGCUCCUCCUGAUUGGCUGAUUCCACUGCCACUACCCGCGAGGCUGCGAUGAGCGCCGCCGUGCCGCCGCCGGCGGAUCCCGCCGCGGCGGGGGAGAUGGCGCGGGAGGCCGCCGCGUGGUGCGCGCUGCACGGCCUCGUCGUUGGGGACCGCGCCGAUCCGGUGACCUAAUUCUCGGCUCUCGCCGCUCUUGUGUCUUCUACAAUCCUGUGCACAGCGCCGAUCCGCUGAGACUCUGCUCAGUGUCGUACUGUCAUGAGCAGAAUUAGAUCAGGAACAGUCCCUGGUGUAGGAUUGGUUCACGCUCCAUUCUCCCUGCUCCCGGCGCAUCUUCCAGAAACCUUUUGGAAGCAGGCGUGUGAGCUGGCUCCAAUUUUUAACGAGCUUGUGGAUCGUGUUAGUCUGGAUGGGAAUUUCUUGCAAGAUUCUUUGUCCAAAACAAGGCAGGUUGAUGAUUUCACAUCUAGGCUCUUAGAAAUUCACAGGAAAAUGAUGGAAAUAAAUAAGGAGGAGAAUAUUCGCUUAGGGUUGCACCGAUCAGAUUAUAUGCUAGAUUCAGAAACAAGUUCUCUUCUUCAAAUAGAGCUCAAUACCAUCUCAACAUCAUUUCCUGGGCUUGGUCCCUUAGUAAGUGAGCUUCACAGGACCUUAAUUAAUCAGUAUGGACGUGUAUUGAGCCUGGAACCAAAGAGGGUUCCUGGAAAUGCAGCUAGCAGUAAAUUUGCAGAAGCUUUGGCCAGAGCAUGGACUGAGUUUGAUGUUGACAGUGCUAUAGUUAUGAUGAUUGUUCAGCCUGAAGAAAGAAAUAUGUAUGACCAAUACUGGAUUACCAAAUAUUUGAAGGAAUCACAUGGCAUAACAACUAUUAGAAAAACAUUGACACAGGUGGAGGCUGAAGGGCAUGUUCUACCAGAUGGAACUCUUCUAGUAGACGGCAAGAAAGUUGCUGUGGUGUAUUAUAGAGCAGGAUAUACACCGAAUGAUUAUCCUUCAGAAGCAGAAUGGAGUGCGAGACUUUUGAUUGAACAAUCAUCUUCUGUGAAGUGUCCUUCAAUAUCAUAUCAAUUAGUGGGAACUAAAAGGAUUCAACAAGAACUGGCAAACCCUAAUGUUCUUGAAAGGUUCCUUGAAAAUAAGGAGGACAUUGCUAAGCUUCGUAAAUGCUUUGCUGGGUUAUGGAGUUUGGAUGAUGAAGAGAUUAUUAAAACUGCAAUUGAAAAACCUGAGUUGUUUGUAUUGAAGCCUCAACGUGAAGGCGGAGGGAACAACAUCUAUGGUCUUGAUUUGCGAGAAACACUUACCAGACUCCAGAAGGAAGGAGGGGAUGCGCUUGCAGCCUAUAUACUUAUGCAAAGAAUCUUCCCCAAAGCUUCUCUUGCUUACUUAGUUCGUGGUGGUAUUUGCCACGAGGGUCUUGUGAUUUCUGAGCUUGGAAUAUAUGGCUCUUACUUGCGGAGCAAAGAUAAGGUGAUAACUAAUGACCAAUGUGGUUACUUGAUGCGGACAAAAGUUUCUUCAUCGGACGAAGGCGGCGUUGCUGCGGGGUUUGCUGUUUUGGAUAGUUUAUACCUGACUGAUAAGGUGAUACACAAUUGAUCAACGUUUUCACCCAUUACUUUCCCUUAAAUAGAUAAAAAUUUUCUGAGUGUGAGGCUGUUGCUCAGCAGUCAGCAGUCUGAAAAUUCUAUUGUUCCACUCUUAUUACUACUGUUAGUAAACGUUUGCUAGUGACCUGGUCAAAACCAAAGGAGACUUAAGAAAAGUUGUUUCAUCAUAA